AUGGAACUAAUCGGCUGGUAUUAUUUGAGAUUGGAUUUCAUAGUGUGGUUUGGGGACGCUGAUUCUAUAGAUGGAUUGCCAUUUCACACGGAUCAUGGACUUUUUGGCGACGAUACGGCUUUAUGGACAUCCUGUAACACUACUUCUGGUUUAAAUAGGCGUCUUCAGGAAUCCAUGAAUAUUUUCGCUCGUUGGUGUGAAACCUGGACGUUAACUUUACAGUCAAGUGAAAUUGAAAUGCUUCAUUUUAGUGUACACCCACGUAAACAAUACAAACAUCAAGUGCAAGUGAUUGUGGGAGCAACAAGGGUUCGUCCACAGGCACACGCAAGGUAUGUAGGAAUGAUUUACCACAAAACACUUUCGUGGAAAGCACAUGUGAAACAUGUCAAAGAAAAGGUCAAUUCCAGAAUCAAUCUGUUGAGAUUACUUUCACGAUCAACUCCAGGAUCGAAUCGUGGUGAACUUAUUCAAAUCUCUAAUUGGACCCGUAUUAACAUUUGGUCUAACAGCCUAAGAGCAAAAGACAAAAUAUGGAACGAACUUCAAACACUUCAGAACAAAGGAUUAAAGAGCUGCAUUGGGAGUUUCAUCCUACACAACUAGAACAUAUGUACAUCAAUAACCAAGACUAAAACAAUAUUGUGAACACUUCACUGAAAGAGCUCUGCUUCGAGUAGAAAUUUAGGAAGACAAUAUCACGAUGGAGAAUCUACACAGUUUAUUAUAUUUGUAAAUUUAUUAUUUUUCGUUGUAUUGUUCUCUGACAAAAGACUUCGGGCAUCAGUCAGCUUGUAGACUUUAGAAAGGCUCAUGAACAUUUAAAAGAACACAAUCUUUUAACGCCCUUUCAAUUUGGCUUUAUUCAACCAGACUCGACAGUUAAUCAAUCAGUGGAUUUAGUGCAUGAAAUAAGAAAUAAGAAAGAAGUGAGAAUUCAGACAGUAGCGAUAUUCCUCGACUAUGCAAAAGCUUUUGACAACAUUUGGCAUGUUGAACUGCUGUAUAAAUUAAACAAAAAGGCGGGGUAAUAGUAAAACAUGAAGACACCCACAGACACCCACAGACAGCACACAGACACCCACAGACAGCCACAAACAGCCACAGACAGCUGCACAGACAGCACACAUACAACCACAGACAGCCACAGAC
Molecule: messenger RNA, 1152 nt
Organism: Didymodactylos carnosus
Lineage: Eukaryota; Metazoa; Rotifera; Eurotatoria; Philodinida; Philodinidae
Source: the annotation of a GenBank genome assembly